UAGCGUAUCACGUGUUGCUUUCAACAAGAUUUAUGAUUCCACAUUCCAAUGAUUUUCUGAUUAUCAUAUUGCAGAACAAUGUCCAAAAGGUAGGUCAUCCGAUAAGUGCUUAAAUUAUUCAACCAGCGGAUUGAGCGGUAAGGUUCUCUUUAUCACCGGGGCCAGUCGUGGAAUCGGGAGGAGUAUUGCUCUAAGAGCAGCGAAAGAUGGAGCAAAAAUCGUGCUUGCUGCCAAGACUAAGGAUCCGCAUCCCAAGUUGCCUGGGACCAUUUUCUCUGUCGCCGAAGAAAGUACGAACACCUUUCGACUGUAAUCACUUUCAGUUGAAAAACUUGGUGGGAAAGCCUUACCAUGUGCUGUGGACAUCCGCUUUGAGGAUCAAGUACAAGCAGCGGUUGAUAACGCCAUCAAAGUAUUCGGUGGAUUGGAUAUUCUUGUGAAUAAUGCUUCGGCUAUCCAGCUCACGAACACCGCUUCCACAUCCAUGAAGUCAUAUGAUUUACUGAAUACUGUGAAUACUCGAGGUACAUUCAUGUGCUCCAAGCUGUGUCUUUCAUCCCUUAAAAAGGCUGUGAACCCACACAUUCUGACCCUCAGUCCGCCUUUGAACUUGAAUCCGAUGUGGUUUGGUAAUCACGUAGCCUAUACGAUUUCCAAAUACGGCAUGUCCAUGUGCGUUCUGGGUAUGGCAAGAGAGUUCCGUGGUUUUGGAAUAGCGGUGAAUGCCCUGUGGCCCCGCACUGCAAUCUACACGGCGGCGACCAAGAUGCUUGCUGGUGGGGAGGACUUCUCUUCACAAUGCAGAGUCCCCGAAAUUGUUUCGGAUGCAGCCUAUGCUAUUUUGACGAGGCCAGCCAAAGAUCCCAAAAACACGGGAAAUUUUUUCAUUGACGAAGAGGUUUUACGGGAAGAGGGAGUAACGGAUUUCGACAUGUACGCCAUUAAACCUGGUGCGUCUUUGGCCCCCGACUUUUUCCUGGAUUCACCAAAGACUCACUUUGAUGAUGCUUCCACUGGGACCGUUCCAAAGGGCUCUGUUGAGGCCAUUUUCGACAAACUUCAAAGUUUGUUGUCCGAAGAACAUGUGAAGAAUGUAGGUGCAUCCUUCUACUUCGUACUGACCGAUCCCGAACCGGGCCACUGGUUUAUCGACCUUCGGGCAGGAUCCGGGUGUGCAGGUCGGGCAGAGACUGAUGCGAGCGAGUUUGACUGCCGCUUCGAAUUGGGUAGUGACCAGUUUGUCAAAAUGUUCGAAGGAAAGGUCAUCCCCUCAAAAGCUUUUAUUGCUGGAGACCUGCAUAUCGACGGGGAUGUGUUUGCUGCAAUCAAACUGGAGAAACUCCUUAAAAAUAUGAACAAAUGAUGUUCUGUACAGCAGAAAACUAAAUUUCCUAUCAGACCUCUUCAGUACUUUGCUGAUUACAUUACUUAAUUGCAACUCUCACGCUUUUCUAUUAUUUAUCGUCCUGCUCAAGGAUCUUAUUCAGUUAUAUUUGGGAUUUUCAUGUUUUUGUACUGCCUAGCCUCGUUGGCCAUAUUCGUUUUUCACGGUACCAACCAAUAAACCAGGUGUGAUCCUCC
Opisthorchis viverrini is the source of this 1581-nucleotide messenger RNA. RefSeq lists its product as hypothetical. The transcript is spliced from 4 exons. Lineage: Eukaryota; Metazoa; Platyhelminthes; Trematoda; Opisthorchiida; Opisthorchiidae. The record is from RefSeq and is a predicted model, not a curated record. The coding region runs from base 485 to 1363 and encodes 292 amino acids. Gene Ontology annotation, cellular component: mitochondrion.